This is a messenger RNA of Heterostelium album PN500, 3624 nucleotides long. RefSeq lists its product as uncharacterized. The record is from RefSeq and is a predicted model, not a curated record. The coding region runs from base 1 to 3624 and encodes 1207 amino acids. The transcript has 4 exons. Lineage: Eukaryota; Evosea; Eumycetozoa; Acytosteliales; Acytosteliaceae.
AUGAAUUCUAAAUUUAUUUAUAUAUUUGUAUUAUAUUUGUUUUAUAGUAUUGGAACUAGUGUUGUUCAAUCUGUGGAAUGUGGUAGUAAUGCUCCUCCUCUAGGAAACUACCAAUUUUUAAAUCCAACUCGAUAUUGGUAUGCCGAUUUAUACUACGAGGAUAGUAAUUCUUCACUGAUUGAUUUCGGUGCUGUCGGACGUAGCUCCCAUGCCGUUCCAGAGAAGAUAUACAGUUACUACCAGUCUGCGAGUACUCGUAUGAGAUUCACCGUCAACGAUAUCUACGAUGUCUAUUACACCUUUAGAGAUUACAGUGGUGCUCCCUGUAAUCGUACCGUCGUUUCCAAUACGAAAACUCUGACUAUUCCAUACACCAAAAUUGUCCAACCCCUUUGUUUAUAUACCAAUGCCACUCUCACGCCAAUCAACAACACCCAAAUCAAUACGGAAUCGUUUACCAUCCAAUCCGUAGCUCCUCAGAUACCCAAUGAAAUGAUUGCUUUCACACCGACCUUCCAAUAUAGAGUGAAAUCCAAUGGAGUGCAUAGUAUAACUUUUCUAAAUGGUUAUACAUUCCUUAUCAGACUACAAGCUCAAAAUCCGUUGGUCCCAUCUCUUUCAUUUUCCCAGGGAAUCAUUGGAAGCAAUGGAACUGUAGCCAUUUUAAACUACCAGAGUUUCAGCUCUGCCCACUUGUACGACUCUGAAGGAAAUGAAGUUGCUCCAAUCGAUCCAAGCACUAUGACGUUCCCAUAUGAAGACCAAAAGGUGUAUACUCUCAUCGCCAAUUCCAAUACUUGUGGAGCACAGUUAAUGACUAUCUCCUCCAACCUACUCCCAGUUUUAAGAAACAAAAUCCAUUCCUCCAAUUGCCAAGAUGGAACAGUCGAUGUUUCAUUCUACUUUGAUAACAAUGUAACUGGUGCCGAUUAUUCGAUGUACAUUCAGAAUGGACCUAGAUUCAUGGUUGGUGAUAUAUUGACAUUCCAAAGGGGAGCGUCACUCACGAUUCAUUUAAGCGGCCAAUUCCAAGUUGCCUAUAAUUUCAUUACUCCUAAUCUCGGUACCAAUUUUACUUAUUCUAUCGAUGCCAUUCCAACCUGUGACACUCCUGGAAUGAUUAAGAUCCAAUAUAACGGAAAUUAUUCUGAUAUUGUAGUGAACAACGUUCCUAUGACCAAUAUGUAUAUGACAUUAGAAUAUGGCAAAGAAUAUCUAGUUCAGACAUGUGGUGAUCCUAUUCCAAUUAAAUUCCAACGAGUACCUCUUUACUCGAUUGAAUCAACCUCCACCGAUUGUCUUGGAAUUUCGACCAUUGCCCUUCAAAACUAUAAUCUAUUCAAUGAAAUCGUCAUUCAUGAUUCCAACUUGAAUAUUAACUAUACAACAACCGAUGAAGUAAUUAGAUCAACCACAACAUGUUCCGAUGCAGUCACUGUGAAUUAUUUGUUCAUCAACCAUGGUAUUACCAUUGACAAUGUUACAGUGGAUAUUUAUCCUGGAGAAACUCAAAAACAUCAAAUUACAUUUGGAUCUUGUCCACCAAUUCAAUUCCCACUUACAAGUAGCAAUGUAAAGAAUCAUACAACAUACAAGAUUAUACAACCAGCAGUUUGUAAAGAUUCUUUUAUGGUUGCAGAAUUGAUAUCUGUUGAUCUUUUAGAUCUAAUAUAUCUUGCAAUUAACAAUACAACACCAAUAGGGUUUCGUAAUGGACAAAUUUUUCUCCCAGUUGGAAAAUAUUUCAUCGUUGCUCUAUAUCAAACGAAAGUUUCUAGAUGUUUCUCUGUUAUAGAUGUAGAUAUUCCAUAUAGUAAAGACUAUGACCUCCAAUACACAGUUACCAACCAAGAUUCAACAAAAUGCAACCAACCAACUGGAUCGAUUGUAUUUUCCAAUUUCUCAGACUAUCAUUUAUUGGCAAUUGGUGAGCAAGCAACAAGUACAGGCGCUUUCACACAAUUGGCAGUCUACCCAGAUGGCUAUUCCAUUUAUUUCAAUCACACAGUUUGUGGAGUAGGUCUAAAGAUAAUACCCAUCGUUACCGAUGGUCAAGUCAAUCUAGAGGAAAUCUAUCGCCCAACUUGCAACAAUGGUUUGGGAAGAUCAGAUGGUAUCUAUCGAGUCAAAGGUAAAGACAGAUUAGGAAAUGACAUCCAAAAUACGUCAGUCGACUCAUUCAAUUCCAAUUAUUAUAUCGGUGGAAUGAAACUAAUUGUCAACAUUCCCACUGGAAAUUAUAACUUUAAAGUUAAAUCUGGUGAUUAUUGUCAAUGGAAUUUUAUAGGAACUGCGCAAACAAGUCCAGUCAAUUUCACAUUUUCAAUAGAUCAACCAUUUAGAUAUCAACCUGGUUCAGUUAAUUUUACAACUAAUACAAAGAUUAGAAUGGAAAGUAUCGUAGCUUUCACCUCACAGUCAAGCUAUGUUUAUCCAGACUACAUUGGUUCGAUUUCAUCAGAUAACAGGGGUGUCUUUUUAUAUGAUUACAAUGAUUAUUGCUCUGCCUUUGUAGACAUGCCAAAGAAUCCACCAGAACCAGAUUUCCAAAUUCAAACUAUCACGAAAUGUGGAACCAAAGAUAAAACACUCCAAAUCCCACAAUCAAUUGUCGACCAAUAUUAUAUUAGUACAAGCAUCGGUAGUUUGGAUUCAAACAAUCAAAUUCAUACUUUGACGAAUGUCGAUUUUUAUUUCACUUUGAAAGCAACCGGUCAACAAUAUACCUAUUCCUACAUCUAUGUAGACACUCCACUAUCACAAAUACCAAUCGAAACAUCAGUUACCAGUGAAACAUGUAUUGGAACUAGAGAUGGUUCCAUUACCAUCACCAACCAAAAUCCAGAUUUCACUUAUUUACUUUUCGAUGUAGCUGGAGAAUCGUUACUCCCUCAAGUACUCAAAGGACGUUGGGAUUCACUGACUUCUGGUGUCUAUCUAUUAGCAACCAUCAAUAAUACAGACUUGACAUGCUUCACCUCUUCUGAAAAUAUAUUUGUUAACGCCUCUUCACCAGUCAUUACCGCAUCAGUCAUUAACCAAUGCACUCCAGGUAAAAAUGGAACAGUAACAUUUUCUACUACGCAAGGAGGUAACAAUAUGGAUAGUAUUUACUUUGUGGGUGGCGCUGAGAUUGGCUCAAGAAACUUGACAUUGGCACCUGGUAGCUAUACAGUGACUGGAGUUACGACUUCAUCUUCAUGUAGACAAGUUGUCAGCCAAACAUUCACAGUACUAUCGAAUAUCGUCGAAGCUGAAGUUACAUCAUCGAUUUGCGCAACUGCCUCGAUUGUAAUAAGAUCAGAACUUCAAAGUCAAUUGGUUAUUAGAUUGUUUAAUGUAACUAAUAGUCCAUUAGAUGGAAACGGUAAUUUGGUUGGACAAGUAAUCAAUGGAAACACAGCCAGCAUUUCAAACCUCUCUCGUGGAACCUAUCAAUUCACAGUUACUGAAUCAUCUGGUUGUUACAUCGCAACACCACAAUUCAACAUUCUUGAAUGUCCAACACAACCACCAACUGAAACUCCAACACAACCUAUUAAUCAAUCACAUCAACUUUCACCAUCAUCAUCAUUACUCUCAAUAAUGACACUCAUUAUUUUGUCAUUUUUAAUGUUCAAUUAA